This is a messenger RNA of Marmota flaviventris (yellow-bellied marmot), 1005 nucleotides long. The record is from RefSeq and is a predicted model, not a curated record. NCBI's taxonomy places the organism in Eukaryota, Metazoa, Chordata, Mammalia, Rodentia, Sciuridae.
UUAUAGGAGCUGCCUUCUGUUGAAGAACUCACUAUUAUUCUGCCUGAAGAUAUUGAAUUAAAACCUCUUGGGAUGGUUUCAAGUAUAAUUGAACAAUUAGUAAUAAUUGAGUCUAUGAAUAACCUACCUCCAGUUAAUGAGGAGACUGUAAUUUUUAAAAGUGAUCGACAAGCAGCAGGAAAGAUAUUUGAAAUAUUUGGACCUGUUGCACAUCCGUUUUAUGUGUUACGGUUUAAUUCUUCAGAUCACAUUGAAAGUAAAGGUAUUAAAAUAAGGGAGACUAUGUAUUUUGCUCCAUCAAUGAAAGACUUCACCCAAUAUAUAUUCACAGAAAAACUAAAACAGGAUAGGGGAUCAGAUGCAUCAUGGAAGAAUGAUCAGGAACCACCACCAGAUGCCUUAGACUUCAGUGAUGAUGAAAAAGAAAAAGAAGCCAAACAGAGAAAAAAAUCUCAGAUUCAAGGCCGGAAAAAACUCAAAUCUGAAUUUAAUGAGCCAGGUGAAGAUUUUGCUGAAGUUCAUCAGAAUUGGAAUGCUUAUAGCCCUUCUUCAGAACAUUCAAAAGGAUAUCGCAACAGGGAAUUCACACGAGGAUUUUCUAGGGGUAGAUACCCUCGAUCUUGCCACAGCAGGCCUCCAGCUCAGCAGUUUUAUAAUUCAGAACAUAUGGUAUCUCAAGAGACUUUGGGAUUUCCACCUCAGAGACAAGAUAAUCCUAUUAUGCCACAAUACCCCUUUCCUCCGCCUGUGUUUGACAUGCAUAACUUUCCACUUCCUCCACCACCUCCAUCUAUAAACAUGGGUUGGGCUGCACCUAACAUGGCACCUCAUCCAAUGCUUAACUUACCAUACUCCUUGCCCCCGCCUCCCCCUCCUCCACCACUACCUCCCCCACCCACUCCUGGAGAUAGUAAUUCUUCUCAUUUUGGAUCUUACUAUUAGGUGCAUGUAUGCAUUUCCAGCGAAAUGUAAACUUAUCAUAUGCUAAGGAUUUUUUUUUUAAGG